Molecule: messenger RNA, 1427 nt
Organism: Physella acuta
Lineage: Eukaryota; Metazoa; Mollusca; Gastropoda; Physidae
Product: E-selectin-like
Source: RefSeq, a predicted model, not a curated record
CUAGCAUUAAGAGCGUUCAUUUUCCUCCUAACCAGUUAGAAGAAUGUCACCAUCAUGGUAAUACAAGUAUAAUAUUUCCAUAAAAAAAUGUAGCAGACUGUCGCUAUAUUGAGGUCAUCAGGCAGUUGAUGUAGAGUGAACCAGUUUCAGUAACCCCGGCAUUGGCUGUGAUAGAAAGGUCAGAAUUAUGCCAGGUCGGCUUCUCUUUCCCCAAUCUGCCUCAUGCAAUCUUAAGAGCUGUUAAGCGUCAGGUAAAACUAUGAUAAAAUGUACCAGACGGUGACGCGGAUCUUUGUAUGCCUUAUAUUAUGUUCCCUACCUCAAGUGUCCGGCACGUUCUGUGGACCCCCACCAGUUGUUGAAAACAGUGCUUGGAUUUUGCCCUGUAAGGGAGACAAGUACGAGGUUUGUCACUUUACCUGUGACUGGGGCUUCAAGUCGAAAGGUAAAACAUACACGACUUGUGAAGAUGACGGUCUAUGGUCAAACCCUGGAGCAUGCUCAAUUCUGCACUGCGGAGAACUCCCCACCGUUUAUAAUGGAGAUUGGAGAAGGAAGUGUGAGAGUACAUUUGGAACCAUCUGUGAUUUCGUCUGCGACCAGGGCUACUAUCUCCAUGGGGCUGGAUACUUCCAGUGCAUGUUUGAUGGCGUGAAUGCGUACUGGGCAUCGAAAGGUCAAUGCGUAGCACCACAAUGGAGUUUACUACCCACAAUAUUCAGCAUAAUUUAUAUUAUUAUGUGCAUCGAGUUAAGUAUGUUUAUGUUUCGUCGAAUCUUAGGAUAGAUACUUUAUAGGUGAGUUAUUUUUUUUUAAAUAAAGUUACUUUAUUUUAACUAUAAUUUUAGAUCAAUCGUUUGAGAAAUGUAUGAAGAAUAAGUAAGAAUAUUGAUUUUUUUUUCUGUUAUUAAAAUAUCAUUUAAUAAUUCUAAAAAUACUGUAUUAAAAAUAAAUAAAAAAUUUAAAGCUAAAACUAGUUCUAAAAAAAGUAUCAUUGAGUUCAUCGAGUGUACUAAAAACUAUGUGACCAUGCUAAAAAUCUACCAAUCUAUUAACAUUUGAUUUCCCUAUAAGCACGCUUUUAUUUGGGUCAUUACCCCCAGGUCAAUUAAACCCACAACUUCUCCCUCCCCCAACAUAACCCCCUGGAGAUUUUCCCCUUGUCAAUUACCCCUCACCCGUUUUUAAUUACCCUCUUCAAGAACCCUGACCCUAAACCUAACCCCAAACUCAAAACCUGUAACUAAAGCUAACCCUAAACCAAACCCAUAGCCUAAAUCCAACUCUAGAUCAAUGUCUUACAGUAAACCUAAACUUCAGAAAAAGCCUAAACCUAAACAUUCUCCUCAACAUAAAACUAAACUCAAACCCAACCCUAGACAUUGGUUUAACUCAAGCUCUCGAGCUAAGCCUAACGAAAACCCAAA